Molecule: messenger RNA, 1662 nt
Organism: Dentiscutata erythropus
Lineage: Eukaryota; Fungi; Glomeromycota; Glomeromycetes; Diversisporales; Gigasporaceae
Source: the annotation of a GenBank genome assembly
CAACCACAAAUUAUUUUGCUGAAAGAAGGUACUGAUGCGUCCCAAGGUCGCGGUCAACUUUUAUCUAAUAUAAAUGCUUGCCUUGCUGUGGUUGAUACUGUGAGGACGACCUUAGGACCAAGAGGCAUGGAUAAAUUGAUAGUUGAUGAAAAGGGUGAAAUUACAAUCUCAAAUGAUGGUGCCACAAUCAUGAAACUCCUUGAUAUUGUGCAUCCCGCUGCUAAAACUCUCGUUGAUAUCGCAAGAUCUCAGGAUGCUGAAGUCGGUGAUGGAACAACAAGUGUAGUUUUACUCGCUGGUGAAUUAUUAAAGGAGGUCAAAGGCUAUGUCGAAGAAGGUGUCAGUCCUUAUGUGAUAAUCAAAGGCUACAGAAAAGCUGCUCAGCUGGCAAUUAACAAAGUUAAAGAAAUUGCAUUUAAGGUUGAACGAGAUAAUGUGACUGAAUUCCGUGAUUUGCUUCUAAAAUGUUCCAAAACAGCAAUGUCUUCCAAGCUGAUUCAUUCGCAUCAAGACUUCUUCGCAGAAAUGGUUGUUAAUACUGUGUUGACGUUAGAUCAAGAAGAAUUAAAUGAAAAACUGAUUGGCAUUAAAAGAAUUCCUGGUGGUGCUAUGCAAGACUCACUACUUAUUAAUGGUGUUGCUUUCAAAAAAACCUUUUCUUAUGCUGGGUUUGAACAGCAACCUAAAUACUUUAAGAACCCCAAAAUUUUAUCAUUGAAUGUUGAAUUGGAAUUGAAAGCUGAGAAGGAUAAUGCAGAAGUUCGCAUAGAAGACGUUAAUGAAUAUCAAGCAAUUGUUGAUGCCGAAUGGUCUAUUAUAUAUUCAAAGCUCGAAGCCAUCGUUAAAACUGGUGCUAAAGUAGUAUUAUCCAAAUUACCUAUAGGCGAUUUGGCUACACAAUAUUUCGCUGACAGAGAUAUAUUUUGUGCUGGCCGUGUGCCUGCUGAAGAUCUUAAUCGUGUAGUAAACGCUGUUGGUGGAUCUAUACAGUCAACUUGCUCGGAUAUCGAGGAAAAACAUUUGGGCUCAUGUGAAUCUUUUGAAGAAAAACAAAUUGGCGGUGAAAGAUUUAAUCUGUUUAAUGGUUGUCCAGCAGCAAAAACUUGCACUUUAAUUUUGAGGGGAGGUGCUGAACAAUUUAUUGCUGAAGUUGAACGAAGUUUACAUGAUGCAAUUAUGAUAGUCAAGAGAACUAUUAAAAAUAACUUGAUAGUUGCUGGUGGUGGUGCUACAGAGAUGGAAUUGUCUAAAUAUCUUCGCGAGCAUUCUCGGACAAUCGAGGGAAAACAACAAUUGAUUAUUAGCGCAUUUGCUCGCGCACUAGAGAUAAUUCCUCGCCAAUUAUGUGAUAAUGCAGGUUUUGACGCGACAGAUAUUUUGAAUAAUUUACGGAUGAAACAUGCUAAUGGCGCCAUUUGGUAUGGUGUAGAUAUUAAUUCGGAAUCAGUAGCUGACAAUUUUGAGGCAUUUGUUUGGGAACCUUCACUUGUGAAGACAAAUUCUAUUUUGGCUGCAACUGAAGCAGCAUGUUUAAUAUUAAGUGUUGAUGAAACUGUCAAAAAUCCAGCUUCUGAAAAACCGCAAGCAGGACCACCAAUGCCGAGAGGUGGUAUGCAAAGGGCGUUACGAGGUGGACGUGGUCGAGGAAUUCCUCGACGAUAG